AUGGCUUGCGAAUUGGAUAGAACGGACAACACAAUCAUUGUGGGAAUUGAUUUUGGAACCACGUACUCCGGCGUCGCUUUUACCUGGUCGAACAAGAUUGAGCGACUGGAGGUGGUUUCCAGCUGGGAGUCAGAUAUUCACUCAAAUUUUGACGAGGAAAAGGCGCCCACAGCCCUUUCGUUCGGUUCCAAUGGCAAAGUCAAUUGGGGCUAUUCCAUCCCGUACGAUGUGGAUCAGGUGAAAUGGUUCAAGCUUCUGUUGAUCGACGAAGAAGACCUCCCGGAGGAUGUCCGCAGCUCGGCCAAGAUUGAACAAGCUCGUGCCUACCUGAAGAAGCACAACAAGACGGCAAUCGAGGUCAUUGCACUUUUCCUGAGGCACCUGUGGAAUCAUACCACACAGCGUAUUACCGAGACAGUCAGUCGGAACUUGGUCAACUUUUCCAAGUUCCAUAUUGUUAUCACUCUGCCGGCCAUUUGGCCGGAUUAUGCCCGCAACCGAAUGAGAGAGGCUGCGAGUGACGCGGGCAUGCUCGCGGAACGAACUGCCGGCGACACCGAACUCAGCUUCAUAUCGGAGCCCGAGGCUGCCGCGCUGGUAACCCUUGCAGAUAUGGAAGGGCGCAAUGACAUCAAGGUCGGCGACAGUUUUGUGGUUGUGGACUGUGGUGGCGGUGAUCUCUGCGGUUCUGUCUUCGUUGAUGAGGCUUUUAUCGAGAUUGCGGAGAUUCGCCACCGACUCUUCCACGAUAAAUGGGAGCACGGAAUCAAACCGGCUUUCGAUGGUAUGCAGAGGGUUUGGAACUUGAAUAUGCCAUUUGAGUGUGUCGAUGUCAGGACGCUCAUUGCAGGCGGCUCGCUGCCAAAGAUAACAUUGACAUCCGGGGAUGUGGAAUCAGCUUUCCGCCCAACAGUUGACAAGAUCUGCAGACUGGUUGGCGAACAGGUGACCGCAUAUAUCAUCAUGGUUGGAGGCUUUGGGAGAUGCAGGCACCUUCUUACCGCCCUCAAAGAGAUAUCGGGGGAUAUUGAAGUCUUGCAGUCCCGCGGAUCAGGCCCGUGGACGGCAAUUUGCCGCGGAGCGGUUAUUCACGCAGCGAGCUUGAGAGGCAUUUCGACCUUUUCGGUAAAGGUUGAAUCUCGAAUCGCUCGUGCAAGCUAUGGGUUGGUGCAAUGGGUCUCAUGGAAUCCGGCAGUGCACAACCCUGUGGACAAGGUGUGGGAUGAGGACGAACAAGCUUGGAAGGCCAAAGAUCAAAUGGGUUGGCUAAUCAAGAUGGGUGAAGAAUUGUCAGGAAACAAUACCCCGAGAAUCGAGAUGCACUGUCUGUAUCCCAUCGAUGAAACGGCCAAGAAGCCUUGGGCUACCGACAUCUACAUCUCCUCGGCCUGGCCCCCACCUACCAGAUUUAAUGAGAGGGUGACGAAGCUGUGUGACGUUCAAUGGGAAACAGAGAUCGACAUGUCAACGUUGCCCACCUGUACCAAUCCUCUGGGAAAGGUUUUCUAUGAUCUCAACUAUGAUGUAGCACUAACAUGCAGUGGUUGAUCACUCGACUUCGCUAUCUAUCACGAUGGGAAGAGACAGGGUUCCAAACAUGUAGUCGUCGACUACGAAACCAGGACCUAAGCAGGACG
This is a messenger RNA of Canariomyces notabilis, 1637 nucleotides long. Its product is annotated as actin-like ATPase domain-containing protein. Bases 1 to 1548 code for a protein of 515 amino acids. The transcript is spliced from 7 exons. The record is from RefSeq and is a predicted model, not a curated record. NCBI's taxonomy places the organism in Eukaryota, Fungi, Ascomycota, Sordariomycetes, Sordariales, Chaetomiaceae.